This is a messenger RNA of Papaver somniferum (opium poppy), 453 nucleotides long. RefSeq lists its product as uncharacterized. The transcript has a single exon. The record is from RefSeq and is a predicted model, not a curated record. Lineage: Eukaryota; Viridiplantae; Streptophyta; Magnoliopsida; Ranunculales; Papaveraceae. Bases 1 to 453 code for a protein of 150 amino acids.
AUGACCAAUGCCAAAAGCUCUGCCACACCAUUUCAUACUUCCACUGAUGCUGCUUCAGCUGCUUUUGAAGAUCAUGUUCUCUACAGAAGCACAGUUGGUGCUCUUCAGUAUGCCACCAUUACAAGACCAGAUAUUGCAUUUGUUGUUAACAAGGCUUGUCAAAAGAUGCAACAUCCUUUUAUUGCAGACUGGACAGCUGUUAAAAGAAUUUUGAGAUACCUACUUGGUACACUAUCUUAUGGCUUACAGUUUAAAAGAGCUACUUCUCUACAGUUGCAGGUCUACUCUGAUGCUGAUUGGGCAGGUGACAUCACUGACAGAAGAUCUACCAGUGGUUUAGCAAUCUUUCUUGGACCUAAUAUAAUUUCAUGGUGUUCUAGAAAACAAAAGACAGUCUCCAGAUCAAGUACUGAGGCAGAAUAUCGUGCCUUAGUUGAUGCUACCUCAGAUUAG